AUGACAAAGUUAAAGGGAGACGCAAAUGGUAACACCAUCUUCCGAAAAGACUCCCUCGGGCGAAAGAUCGCCUGUAUGAACUGCAUUAACAACCGUCGGUCCUCAAACUGCCUGCCCUCACACAAUGACGAUGUCAGGGUAGUUGAUGGUGUGGGUCGGAAGAAAGGGAGCAAGAACCUCCCCAAAGAUAGUCAAAAGGCCAAACACAAGGUCAAGAAGCCCGCCUGUCCUCGAAAGGGUAGCCAGGGCAGGAUUUUACCACUGCAGAACCUCCAGCUGCGGAACAUAGUGCAGGUCCAGCCUGCCAUCAGUCGCCAGGCUGGGGCGUUCCUGCAGCAGGACAUAUUUGGGGCUCUGCCUCAAGCGAACAAUGUCCAUUCUCAACCUGUGCCCCCAGCUUCCCUUUCUCGCCCUUCACCUGUAGUAGACAUCGGGCAUGCUGCUUUCCAGUCCGUGGUCAACUGCCAAGUGACUCCCGAGUUCGAAUCCAUCCUGAAUCAUUGGCACUCGCUUGGGCUUAGCUUGGUGGACAGUAUGAAUGUUCCCCAACAUUGGGGGCAAAUGUCAGCUACCCAUGGCAGUGGCUCGAACGCGGGUGGGACAUAUUUCCCAGGACCUGAAGAUAAGUUUUAUGAAUAA
Fusarium graminearum PH-1 is the source of this 639-nucleotide messenger RNA. RefSeq lists its product as uncharacterized. Gene Ontology annotation, molecular function: DNA-binding transcription factor activity; copper ion binding; DNA binding. Gene Ontology annotation, biological process: regulation of DNA-templated transcription. The record is from RefSeq and is a predicted model, not a curated record. Bases 1 to 639 code for a protein of 212 amino acids. The transcript is spliced from 5 exons. NCBI's taxonomy places the organism in Eukaryota, Fungi, Ascomycota, Sordariomycetes, Hypocreales, Nectriaceae.